This is a messenger RNA of Fundulus heteroclitus (mummichog), 2244 nucleotides long. It is a transcript of the gene rnf13, whose product is annotated as ring finger protein 13. The transcript is spliced from 10 exons. The coding region runs from base 350 to 1495 and encodes 381 amino acids. Gene Ontology annotation, biological process: ubiquitin-dependent protein catabolic process; positive regulation of DNA-templated transcription; protein ubiquitination. Gene Ontology annotation, molecular function: ubiquitin protein ligase activity; zinc ion binding. Gene Ontology annotation, cellular component: nucleoplasm; cytoplasm. NCBI's taxonomy places the organism in Eukaryota, Metazoa, Chordata, Actinopteri, Cyprinodontiformes, Fundulidae. The record is from RefSeq and is a predicted model, not a curated record.
ACGAGACGCGAAAAGCAGCUAUCGGUGCGGGGCGGGGAGGGGGUUUAACUGUAACGUUUAUGGUCGCACUCAUCGACCCCCCCUUCGCGUCCAAACGGAAUGAAUUGCACCCGUCGUCGUUGCUUUUGGGUUUAUUCCUUAACGCGAUGCGCAGUAAAGGAGGGUGAUGUCGCAGACAGCUGCUAGUUUCUCGGAGAAGGCAAAGCUACGAGCAGAAAUAGAGGUGCGGCGAGCGUGAAGGAGCCCUGCUGCAGGGCGUUCUGCGUGGCCAUUAGUGUAUGCGUGUUUCCGGUUUUGGGUGUUUAUGAGCGAGGGGCAUAGGAGCUGGGGGUUUUAACGUGAUGCCAAAAUGCUGCUGUCUCUGGGAAUGCUGAUGCUCUCCGCCACGCAGAUCUACACCAUCUUCACCGUCCAGCUUUUCGCCUUCCUCAACCUGCUGCCCGUGGAGGCCGACAUCGCUGCUUACUCGUUUGAUAACAAAACUGAGACCUUUGACGACAUGCCUGCACGGUUUGGCUACCGGCUCCCCAGCGAUGGGCUGAAGGGCUUCCUGAUCGGUGCCCGACCUGAAAAUGCGUGCCAGCCCAUCGAACCUCCUCCCAGGGAAAACUUGACGGGGGCCUUCAUCGUCCUCAUCAAGCGAUAUGACUGCAACUUUGACAUGAAGGUCCUUAAUGCACAAAAAGCUGGAUAUAAGGCGGCCAUUGUUCACAACGUGGACUCUGAUGACUUAAUCAGCAUGGGAUCCAACGACUUGGAUGUUCUGAAGCAGAUAGUUAUUCCCUCUGUAUUUGUGAGCGAGCUGACUGCCAAUACUCUGAAAGACGACUACAUGUAUGACAAAGGAGGCCACUUGGUCCUGAUCCCAGACUUCAGCUUGCCUCUGGAAUAUUACCUGAUCCCCUUUCUGAUCAUUGUGGGAAUCUGCCUCAUCCUCAUUGUUGUUUUCAUGAUCACCAAGUUCGUCCAGGACCGACGCCGAGCUCGGAGGAGCCGCCUGCGGAAGGACCAGCUGAAGAAACUUCCCAUCCACAAGUUCAAGAAAGGGGAUAACUAUGAUGUGUGUGCCAUCUGCCUGGAUGAAUAUGAGGAUGGAGAUAAACUCAGAGUCCUGCCGUGCUCUCACGCCUACCACAGCAAGUGUGUGGACCCCUGGCUGACCAAGACCAAGAAGACGUGCCCCGUGUGCAAGCAGAAGGUGGUGCCCUCGCAGGGCGACUCGGAUUCGGACUCGGAGGAGGGGGACAGCGGCGCCGACGAGAACGAGGAGGUGUCGGAGAGCACGCCCCUGCUGCGCUCCCAGGCCUCCACCAGCGCCCACUCCUUCGGCACCAUGUCGGGGGCGUCGCGCUCGGAGCAGGACCAGGACUCCUCCGAGUACGACGAGCUGGACAGCAGCGACAGCGAGGAGGAGGAGGAGGAGGUUACGGUGGAGACGGUGGUGGUGCAGAUGCAGCAGCCGUGCUCCGACGAGCACGAGCUGCCCCGAGCUUAAACCCCCCACCACCUCCACCCCAGCCCCCCCCAGCUUCACACUUGCAGACUUUAUAGGGGGCCUAAAGCCGAUGCGUCGUCUGUCCUCGUGUCACUGCUUACAUCACGCUCCUAUUCUCUGUAGGAGUUCAAACACACCGAUGUUUUAACCCGAUUUUGGAAUGAAGAGCUCCGCAGGUUUGAGGACUGAAGUACAGUAGCCUGCUAUACUGUACCGUAUUUAUCCGUGGAAAAGAAGAGGGUCCAAGACCCUCAUGCCUGACAGAGAGGGCAGCAUAAAUAUUGUCUGUAUAUAUAUAUAUAUAAAGUAUAAAUCACAAUAAUUUGCCAUAUUAACCUUUGAUUAUCUUCGGUAUGUACGUACGUAUAAGCAUAGCUGCACACCCACCAACGAUUGACAAACUGAAGCGCUAUGCAGCACACAACAUUUCCGCUCACAGCGACGCCGUGUUGCCAUUUGAUUUGUCGCCGGACGUUUUGCAGCAUUUUUAGACGCGGAUGUGUUUUGUGCCAGGUUUUUUUUUUUUUUUUUUUUUUUUCCUGUUACGACUGACCGACAUGUAAAGCGAAGCAGAAGUACAGCCUGGAUAGACUGACUCAUUUAAGGAAAAUAAAAAGAAAAAAAAUGAAAAAUGUGCUUUCCAUGAGGCGUCACAUGACGUUUUGUCUGUUCUGUGGUAGCUGCUGCUGCUUUUUUGUUGUUUUUUAAAGACUUACUGCUAAAUAAACCUCGUUGUCAACUCAUUCUGA